Molecule: messenger RNA, 3728 nt
Organism: Formica exsecta
Lineage: Eukaryota; Metazoa; Arthropoda; Insecta; Hymenoptera; Formicidae
Product: cap-specific mRNA (nucleoside-2'-O-)-methyltransferase 1-like
Exons: 4
Coding region: 365-3031 (888 amino acids)
Biological process (GO): 7-methylguanosine mRNA capping
Cellular component (GO): nucleus; cytoplasm
Molecular function (GO): nucleic acid binding; methyltransferase cap1 activity
Source: RefSeq, a predicted model, not a curated record
AAAAAAGUUAAUUUUGAUAUCUCGUUAGAGCAGGUUAUGAAAAUCUUACCCAUGAAGUAAAGUAGCGUUUAAUUGACCAAUCAAAUUCAAAAGGAACAAAAAUUUCUUUGUCCUGAUUGGUCAAUUCAAUAUUACUUCUACAGGUUAGGUUUUCGAACCACCCUUAGCCUGUGCUUAAUUUAACUGUUGUGUUAGUAUUUGUGCUAUGUCCCACCGUCUCUUUAAUAUUAGCUGUAUUCUGUAUGAUGGUAUAUAGCUCAAGUUUAAUAUAACUCUAACUUAUGUCAAUGCUAGUUGAUGAACUGUCGAUUGAUAUAGGUUAGAAAAUUUAUUUACGUUAACGGAAUUGACAUCAAUAGAAAACAUGGCUAGUAGCACGGACGAAGAUAGCGUUUUGAGUAAUGAGGAUAUGAAACUGAGAACAGUGGAUCUGUUUAAUAAUUAUUCUCCAGAUGAUCCAAGUGAUCCCCAUUACUCUGACAUAGGCAACAGAAUGUCUGCUUUUGAUAACGAUGAUAAUUAUUUAAAUCCUAAAAAAAGAUCUAGACACUCUUCUUCUUCCUCCUCUGAUGAUAAUAACGAUCAACAAUAUGGUAACUCAUCAAACUAUGAAUACAAAAUGAAUGUUAGCAAUCAUGAUGAAAGCAUGAGCAAACAUAGAAAUAAACGCAAAAAGUUGAACAGUGGAGAUGCAAUUGAUAGUAUAGAGAACGAAAAACAUACUCAAAAAAUUGAGUUAGCAAACAAUAUGCUUAUCUAUGAAAGCAAGAACAAUCUAUCUCAUACAUCAAAAGCUCAAAAUAUGAUGAAGAAAAUGGGAUACAAACCAGGAAAAGGUCUUGGAAAAGAUGACCAAGGUCGCACAGAACCAAUAGAAGCAAUUACGCAACGAGGUCGAAGAGGAUUUGGGCAUUAUAUACCAGGUCUGAAAGAAGCGAGUCUCAAAUGGAAUCCUGAAGAAGAAGAAAUAAAAGCUAUAGAAGAUAUCGAAUGGUUACCAAAUGUGCAUUCUCAUACGCUCCUAGCUGAGGACAUGGUGGAUUGGAUAAAAACAGGACCAAAAAAACUCACCUUAGAUGACGAAACCAUGUAUUGCAAUCCACAGAUUUUGGAGCAAAUUAUUAGGUCAAAAACUGUAUUUGAUAAAUUAGAUAAGGUUGAGAUGCGCAAAGCAAGAACUCGUUCAAACCCUUAUGAAACAAUUCGCACUGCUAAUUUUCUGAAUCGUGCAGCUGUCAAAAUGGCGAAUAUCAACAGAGCAUGUAAUUUCAUGUUUACUGACCCAAAGGAUUUACAUCCCAAUAAAUUACUGUACUUUGCCGACGUGUGUGCCGGUCCGGGCGGUUUCAGCGAGUAUAUUCUGUCCAGAAAGAAAUGGCAUGCCAAAGGAUUUGGAUUCACUUUGAAAAACGAAAAUGACUUCACAUUGGAUGAGUUCUUUGCUGGUCCGUCUGAAACCUUUCAUCCUUUUUAUGGUUCUAAAGGCAAUGGAGAUGUAUUUGACCCACAAAAUCAAGAAGAAUUUAGAUCUUUAAUAAUGAAACAUACAUAUGGCAAAGGUGUGCAUUUUAUGAUGUCAGAUGGAGGAUUCUCUGUGGAAGGUCAAAAAAACAUCCAAGAGAUUCUAUCUAAGCAGUUAUAUCUGUGUCAGUGUCUGGUGGCAUUAAUGAUAGUGAGACCAGGUGGACACUUUGUGACAGCAUUGUUUGAUUUGUUCACACCUUUCAGCAUUGGACUUGUUUAUCUAAUGUAUAGAUGUUUCGAAAAUAUUUGCAUCUUCAAACCCAAUACUUCUAGACCAGCUAAUUCGGAACGUUAUUUAAUAUGUAAAACAAAAAAAGACGAUACACGAGCGGUAGUUCACCAUCUCUCUCAUGUUAAUCAUUCACUUUUAAAAAAAGAUGAUAAGAAUGAUGUAAUUCAAUUAGUACCGCUCGACGUGUUAGAAGCGGACAAGGCAUUUGUAUCGUAUUUGAGAAACUCUAAUGACGCUCUAGGAAAGAAACAAAUAAUAGGCCUCUUAAAAAUCGCGGCUUUCUGCGAGGAUCCAAUGCUGACCGAGCCAAAACAAGCGGAUAUGCGAAAGGAAUGCCUGAAUUAUUGGAAUAUACCUGAUAAAACUCGCGUGAGACCGCAAAUCAUUAGACCACAAGAUAAGAUAUGGGAAAUUUUAAGGGGCUCUGAAUGUUUCUUCGGUUUCGAAGCACAGAAAUUGGAAAACGACAAUGUAAAAAGUAUAUUGAAUCAACCACACAAUUGGUACUGCAUGCCCUGUGGUUCCGGUUCCUGUGUCGAAGAGGAUAAAGUAGCAACAUUUUAUUUGGGUUUGGGAAGGAGAAAAGUGUUUCGUUACAUGAAAGGAGGCAAAUGGGAAACGAUUGGAGAUGUAAAGAUAGAACUUCCACCUGAUACUCUUGUAUACGCCGAAUUAGUAUAUGAAGCAAAACGGACGGGAAAAUACUUCUCCAAGACACGUGCAUUGCAUAUUUUGGAUGCUUACAUGCUUGGUGGAGAAGAUGUUAGUAAACGAUACCUAGAUGAUAGGUAUAAAUUAACUAUGAUAUUUUGUGACGCGUUGUGGAAACCAGUUCCAAAUGACUAUGUAUGUGUGCGCGCCAAGGAGAGAUUCAUGCUGAAUCUCGAUAUAGGGAAGAACUUGCGUGUUGCGCAACGUCGUGUGAAAAUGCCCAUUGCGUUCGAGUCGCAAAAGAAUCUAUUGGAACGUGACGGCGAAAAUGAUGAGGAGCCCAUAUACUCCGCGUACAACAGCGUACUUUUCUUAAGAAGCGUCGCUCAGCCUUGGUCGCGUCAUAUUAGUAAAAAAACAUAUGAAUUUUAUGUUUAUAAUCCGAUUACCAAAGUAGCGGAAUACGAAAUCCGAAACAAUCAACAUAAUAGACCACCCGAAGCCGAAGCUGAUUUUAAAGAGGCAUUCGAGAAACGUAUUAUCUGGGAUUGGCCUGCCAAUCAAAGCUUAGCAUUGAAUAUGGACACUUUAGUUGCGAUGAUAAAUUCAUCACAAAAUGUCUGAAUCAUGUGUAUUAUAUUAUACAUAUCGUAAAUAAUUAUGUUAAAGUUUUCUUAAGUUUUUGGAUUUUUCUUAAAAAAUAUUACUUUUGAUUACAAAGAUAAUAAAGAAUUAAUCAUAGUUUCAUUUAAUAGUUAAUAUCUCAAAAACUGUAUUAAAAUAAAAAAAUAUAUAAGAAAAUAUUUAGUAAUUUAGCAAAUUAUAAUCUCUCUCUUUAGGAAGACAUAAAAAAUUUAAAAGACGGCAUCUUCUAUGCAUGUAUAACGAUAUACAUGUAUUUAGUUUACAUGAUAAUAAUCGUCGUAAAAUAAGUGAAUCAUGUAUUAUAUUGUACAUAUAUUGUAAACUUAUAUGCAUAUAACUAAUUUUUUUCAGUUUUGAUUUUUCUAAGUUAAUAUCUCGAAAGUUAUAGAAAAUUAAAAUGAAGAGAAUUUUAGAAAAUGUUUAGAAAAAUUAGAAAACUAAUUUUUUUAUACAUGAAAAAUUUAAGACAUUGCGUCUUAUACAAUUCUAUAUACCGUGGACUAAUUAUAUGUAUUUUUUUAUGUUGAAACAAUUAAGUAAAUAUUCUAUAUUAAUACAUUAACGAACAAUUAUGGACAAAUUCUGAUAACUGUUAUAAUCUGUACAUGAUCAUUGUAAAAAUAUAGUUAACAAAAUACAAUAAACAAAAAAAAAACAAAAUAAACAACAACAAACA